This is a messenger RNA of Anthonomus grandis grandis, 1359 nucleotides long. RefSeq names its product lysosomal aspartic protease-like. Gene Ontology annotation, biological process: proteolysis. Bases 92 to 1261 code for a protein of 389 amino acids. Gene Ontology annotation, molecular function: aspartic-type endopeptidase activity. The transcript is spliced from 7 exons. The record is from RefSeq and is a predicted model, not a curated record. Lineage: Eukaryota; Metazoa; Arthropoda; Insecta; Coleoptera; Curculionidae.
UAAUCACAGUACUUAGCACCGAUACGGCUUUUAAGUACAUUGAAUGUUGUAGUGCCAUAAUUACUUACGUUUUAGUUAGUAAGCACUCGACAUGGCGUCCAUCACGUACCUGCUUACCCUUCUGUGUCUCGCCCUCGCAGUCAACUGUGAUAUAUUGAGAGUACCUCUUCAAAAAUGCGAAACUCCAAGGAGAACUAUUAAGAGGUUGGGUGCUCACAUUGAAGCGAUCAAGGCGAGAUACGUCAACAGUGGCGUGCCUGAACCACUUACAAAUUACUUGGAUGCCCAAUAUUAUGGCGAAAUAUCUCUAGGUACCCCACCUCAAAAUUUCUCGGUGGUUUUUGACACCGGUUCAUCAAACCUGUGGGUGCCUUCCUCGAAAUGUGGAAUUGUUUCUGGGGGCGCUUGCAUAUUGCAUCACAGAUAUAAUGCAGAGAAAUCGUCGAGUUAUAAGGAAAACGGUACCGAUUUCGCCAUUACUUAUGGCUCAGGAAGCUUGGAGGGGUUUUUGUCAACAGAUUCUCUUACAAUUGGAUCGGUUACAAUCCAAGAUCAGACCUUUGGUGAAGCAACAAGUGAACCGGGCAUAGCGUUCUUCGCUUCAAGAUUCGACGGAAUCCUUGGUAUGGCUUACCCUAGCAUUUCUGUAGACGGAGUUCUGCCACCAUUUUAUAACAUGAUCAACCAAGGACUCGUCGAUCAACCGGUUUUCAGCUUCUACCUCAACAGGGAUGCAAAUGGAAACGUCGGGGGCGAAUUGUUGCUAGGGGGGUCUGAUCCCGAUUAUUACGAGGGUGAUUUUACUUAUGUAGACGUGCAGCGACAGGCAUAUUGGCAGAUCAAAGUCGACGGCAUGUCCGUUGCAAGCAAUGCCUUUUGUGAAGGAGGUUGCCAAGCUAUUGUAGACACUGGCACUAGCUUGAUCACUGGACCAAAAGACGAAAUAAAAAAAUUGAACAAAGCCAUCGGGGCAUUCUCCAUUUUGGAUGUGGAAUAUAUCAUCGAUUGCAACAAGAUCCCUUCGCUGCCUAACCUGGAUAUCGUAAUAAACGGGAAGAAUUUCACUUUGACUGGGAAGGAUUACGUCCUGGAAGUUGAGGCCGAGGGUGUGUCGGAAUGCAUUUCCGGUUUUAUGGGUCUGGAUGUGCCUGAACCGGCGGGACCACUGUGGAUCUUGGGUGAUGUGUUCAUCGGUAAAUUCUACACCGAGUUUGAUGUUGGGAACAAUAGAGUUGGACUUGCUCCAGUUAAAUCCAACUAAGCAGCUUUAUUAUUUACGAUCUUUUAUAAGAUAUUCCUAAACUCUGUUGAACUUAUUAUAUGAUUUUGUUAUAAUAAACUUUCUUUACUCUCCUGGAA